UUUGAGUUGGACACCUUGUGGUUAGAAGAUAUCACUAUGAUCCUGUGUGUGCUGAUAGUGUUCAACAUCAAGCUCAUGUCACUGAUUUACUUCAGAAUGUAUGGAUAUUUACCUAGUGGUGAAAGAUGUAAAUGUAUAUUGAACAACAUAUUAAGAUUUUCACAAUCCCUAUUUUUCAUAGUCUCCGCUGCAAUAAUCCUACUUAAAUAUCCACAAUUACAGAACAAAGAUUCUUUUUCAGAUCCCUUAUUUUCCUUGUACAGUAGCUGGAUGGUGAAUAUAUUUGUAAUUCUAGGAUUUCUCCUGGCAAUUUUCAAUGUUGAAACCUUUGCAACAUUAUGGCUAUACAGACAAUAUAUCUUAAGACACAAAAGAAGAAACAAUGACAGAUGGAGAUGAAAGAGCAGUUAUGCUCUUAUCCACUGAGCGA
This is a messenger RNA of Rattus rattus (black rat), 430 nucleotides long. RefSeq names its product selection and upkeep of intraepithelial T-cells protein 6-like. The transcript is spliced from 4 exons. The record is from RefSeq and is a predicted model, not a curated record. Bases 37 to 399 code for a protein of 120 amino acids. NCBI's taxonomy places the organism in Eukaryota, Metazoa, Chordata, Mammalia, Rodentia, Muridae.